UUAAAUAUAGUUUUAUCGGUUAAAAGUAGUAGUGGCAAAAACAGAAUUUAAUGCAGUGUUGCUCUGCUCCUAUUUUAGCUCCCCACGACCAGCGACUUUCUGCCUCUUUCCGUCAACGCUCCGGCAUCUUCCACCGCCGCCGGGAAAUUUUCAAAAUAUUUUCAGAGUAUCGGAAUACAGUCUUUAAACAGCUUCCCAAUCAGAAAGUUCAUUCUCUUCAACAAUGUUGAGAGUUUUGUACGUCCUCGUUGUUCUCUGCUCCCUUUCGAGUUUUAUCGGGUCAUCCAAUGGUAGUGGUGUGAAACAGCUACGCUUUGAUAGAAAAAAGGGCGAGUUCAAGAUUCUGCAGGUAGCUGACAUGCACUAUGCAGAUGGCAGAAAGACUCCUUGUGAGGAUGUGUUGCCGCAACAGUUUGCACAUUGCAAUGAUCUCAACACCAGUGUUUUCAUUUACCGUAUGAUUGAAGCUGAGAGACCUGACCUCGUUGUUUUCACAGGAGAUAAUAUCUUUGGAUUUGAUGCAACAGAUGCUGCAGCAUCCAUGGAUGCAGCCUUUGCACCUGUUAUAGAAUCUAGAAUCCCAUGGGCUGCUGUUUUGGGAAACCAUGAUCAGGAAUCAACACUGUCAAGAGAAGGAGUCAUGAAACACAUCGUUGGAAUGAAACACACAUUGGCGCAGUUAAAUCCUUCUGGUGUUGAUGUUAUUGAUGGUUUUGGGAAUUACAAUCUUGAAGUUCAUGGAGUUGAAGGGUCGAGUUUGAUGAACAAAUCAAUCCUGAACUUAUAUUUUCUUGACAGUGGUGACUACUCUACUGUCCCUUCGAUUCCUGGCUAUGGAUGGAUUAAACCGUCUCAACAGUUUUGGUUUCAACAAACAUCUAAGAAGCUACAGAAGACAUCAAAAGCUCCUGGUCUUGCUUAUUUCCAUAUCCCAUUGCCCGAGUAUUCAUACUUUGAUCGAUCAAACUUUACAGGUGUGAGACAAGAAGGGAUUAGUUCUGCUUCUGUAAACUCAGGCUUCUUUACAACGUUAGCUGAAGCAGGUGAUGUGAAGGCAGUUUUCACAGGACACGAUCACAUUAAUGACUUCUGCGGAGAAUUAACUGGAAUUCAUCUUUGUUAUGCUGGCGGGUUUGGAUAUCAUGCAUAUGGGAGAGCUGGAUGGUCAAGAAGGGCUAGGGUGGUUGUAGUUUCUUUAGAAAAGGGGUCACAUGGUGAUUGGGGUGGAGUCAAGUCUAUUAGAACAUGGAAGCGGCUCGAUGAUAGAAACCAAACCGUCAUUGAUGGACAGGUUCUUUGGAGCAAACGUCCAUCUGGGAAUCGUAGAAAGAAGCCUAUUCACCGUGGCUGAAUAACUUGAAGUUCAAUCUUUAUUAUUAGUAUUAGUAAUUCCACAGUUUGCAGAGGUAAGCAGUUUGUGCUAGGCUCUUAUAUCUAAUGGUUAUAUGUAUUGUUGCUAGAAUGAACAUAUAUAGCCAACUUCUAUUCAAGUACUUACUUUUUAAAGCA
Molecule: messenger RNA, 1509 nt
Organism: Erigeron canadensis
Lineage: Eukaryota; Viridiplantae; Streptophyta; Magnoliopsida; Asterales; Asteraceae
Product: probable inactive purple acid phosphatase 29
Exons: 2
Coding region: 224-1351 (375 amino acids)
Cellular component (GO): cytoplasm
Molecular function (GO): hydrolase activity, acting on ester bonds
Source: RefSeq, a predicted model, not a curated record